GGGGUUCGGUCAUUCCGGGUACCUGAAAUGCUGGAUUGCGUGUUUUUUUAUUUGGGUCGUUGCUAGACACUCGGAGAAGCCAAGAGCAUACCGGAAAUACCAAGCCCGAAGUUUCUGGAGCUCGAUCAUUCCCGGGUUCUGUCAUACCUGGCUUCUAUGGAUGCCUAAUGCAGACCAAAGUACAUGAAUCACGAAAUCUAAUGUUUUAGGUAUCGGAAACACCGAGCCCGGGAAUGACCGAACCCGGAAACUUUGAGCUCGGUGCAUGCCUACAAAAGACACAACCACUAGACAUAAUUGCAGCGUCAUCUAACAAACCAUGCUAUAUCACAUAGAAAUUGUCUUUUUUGGGAUCAAAUUGAUGUUUUUACGAUCGAUGAAACCAUAUUCAUAUAAACAAAAAUAAUCAAAAAUUGGCACAAGAGAAGAAAACGGCAUGAAUCCGUUGGUUUAUUUAAUAAGCGUAGUUAACCGUUGAUUUUGACAAAGAAUAGCCGACAUAGGUUAUUAUUCUGAUUGCGCUCAAGCUGCUUGUACUAGCCAUAACGGCUGUUUUCACUUAGUUUCCAAGUUUGAUAAUUUGCUAUAGAUUAGUGUCACAAUAAUAGUUAUCGAUUGGAAACAAGGCUUACCCUAUAGACUAAAGUUUGGCACAUCUGUCAUCUUUGGCAUAUUAAGAUGCACUUUUUUAAGUAGCAAUCGGCUUCAUAAAAAUACAAGAUUUUUCUUCAGUGGAACUUUGAAAACAAACUCGACAAAGAGAGGAGUACACCAAACGAACUGGCGAUUUUUUUAUGAAAAAUUGGCGACAUGGUUAGAUUCCUAAUGUGUAUUCCCAAAUGUCUUGGAUGUAACUAUGAGAUAUUUGUUUGCUAACAGUAAUUGUAUCAAUAUAACGGCUCAUCCGUAAGACAACAGUUGUGGUACAUAGCAAUAUUCAACGCUCUUAACCUCAGUCAAUUAAAUUACCCACAGAAUCAAACACACUGUUUAAUCGAAUACUUCGAUCGAUUGUAGUCUAAAGUCUCAACAAAAUUUUAAUUCUUAUUUGGCAGAACUUCUCUUAAAUGAACCGUUUCAGAACAAAACGUUGAAUAAACUUUUCGAGCAUUUUUUGUUCAAUGAUGAAUGAACACUAGGCGCAAAAAAAGACUUACAAAACAUUUGCUGAACAAGUAAAAUAUUUCUUGUAGAAAUAAAGAGAACUUUUUCGAACCAUAAUACAAUAGAAAUAUUUCUUGUUUUGUAUUUUUAAAAGACUAAUACUUUAUUCUUUGAUAGAAAAAUAAUCUAUUUUAUUAACAUCUAUUUUAUCUAGUUUUCUUAUAUCGCGCACGUGACAAUGAAACAAAUCUAAAAUAGAAAAGUAGAGACUGAAUAAUGAGCCAUUUUUUCUUCUAAGAACAACAAACAUUUAAAUAUGACUGACAUGGUUUAAAUGUGUAUAAACAGAAUUAGCAAUGGUAAAUGAAAUCUAUUCGAUAAUUUCAUAUGAAAUAGUUUUAUUCAUAAGAGAACGUAUUAUAGAAUUAUAUUUCAUAUAUAUGUUAAUAAAUUGUAUAAUGAAGAUAAUCUCUAACAUUCGCAUACUAAAGUUACAGUUAAAUAAUAAAUACAGUUACCAUAAAUAAGAUGGACUUUUUACAAUAAAUUGCUUAUAUUCCUGAAUCUCUGUGUUUUUUGUCAAAUAAUUACCAUAAGCAGAAUAUUUUGCAGUAUCUUUUGUACUGUCAGCAUCAGGUACCAUUCGAUAAGCAAUAAAUUGAUUGUUUAAAGUUAGCUUGGAGAUGAAUAUUUGAUUAGUAGAUGAAAGAAGUAAAUUAGAUGUACCACGACAUGAAUAGUAAUAAAACUAAGUUUUUUGUGUGAGUAAUAAGAUUCCUACUUAAUUUGUCAAGUGCAUGAUUUGUUUUCAUAAUUGAAAAAGUGUCCUACAGAAAUGUACAUGAUGGAAUAUUAUCUUGUAGCAUUGGAUAUAUCUAAUUAAUAUUGAGAAAUCUCAUAAAUGAAAUUGAGUAAUCUUGAUCAUUGGCACGCUCGAAAAUUCAAAUACUUCAAACAUUGAAACAAUUUAUCAAUUCGACUUCCAGAAAAAUAAAACAAAAGAUAACAUACAUCUUUCUGUUUCGAAAAUAAAGUGAGUUUAAAAAAUCUAAUUUUCGCAUAGAGACAUAAGUACUUAACACUUACAGCUAUAUACAUAUACUAAUGUCGUAACUGUUCACUUUUACCGAUUGGUCUUUUGUCUACGUUUGUUGGCCACUGAUUUUAAUUUUGAGUUCUCGUGUCAUCGUAGUCUUGCACCUAACCGUACAAAACUAUUAAGAUAUACUAAGUCAUAAACAGUCGAUGAUGGACGUCCUAUCGCACAAGUAAACUUCGAAACUGAACAACUGAAAGUAUACUAGAUGACUUGUAGAAUUGAGCACAUUUUUAAAUGCAUUAAUGUUAAAGAUGAAUGCUUGUGACUAUUGAACAACAUCGAUGCGACGAAUAAUUGUUUUACUAUAUGAUGCAAAAUGUAAAUAGAACCGAAUAGGUGGAAAAAAUACAUGAAGUUGAUGAUAAUGAAUUAGGCCGGCUCAGUUCCUCGACUGGAAUAAAUAUUACUGCAACAUGCAUGUUCACUGCAGAUUGAUGACUUUUGAAUGAGCUAACGUUGUUAACAAUAAAAACUUCGCGGUUGGAAGAAUUAAUUCGAUAGUAAUGCUUAGCCAGUCAGUUUAUAAUGAAUGUGGUUUGAGACCUAUACUCAAAUUUCUUCUAAAUGUCAAAAGAAAAUGAAAUAAGAUCAGUUAACACUAAAGAUGUGGAUACAUAGGUGUUUGUUUUCUUCACUCUCAUCGACAUCCACACCCUUUUCUAUAUUUGUACUGCAAUAAGGAACAUUUUUUUUAAUUUAUAAUGAACGCAAAAUUAAUGUGUUCGUUCGACGUGAUCGAAGAGGUGAGUUUUAAUUAAGUGGUUAUGAUAAAGAAAAAAGUUUUUAUUAUUUUGUUUUAUGAUCAUUCUUUUGAAACCUACGAGGAAACCUUCCCAAAUAUGUCCUUCAAUUUCGAUGUUAUUUUCUAUAAGUACCACAGUGUUCUGAUGAAAAUUCUAAAAGGGUUUGGGUUCCUAUUUAAAUUUAGCGAAGUUAUUGAAUUUUUUAAUAUGUGUAUUUUCAAGAGAUCUCAGUAGGACUUCCGAUUUUCGAGAAAAUUGUCUUUUUAAAUUUAGUCCAGAAGCUUCUUUCACUUGAUAAUGUCACACACACAUAUUUGUAUGGAGAGUGCCAGAAUUUUUAGACUAUCUUUUGCAAAUAGACAUAUUACAAUAAUUUGAUAAUUUUGCUAAACCUCAAUAGGAAUCCAAAUCGUUUUCGAGAUUUUACUAAAACACUGUAGUAUUUAGAGGCAAAAAAAUCAUUGGAGCCAGAAGGAGACAUCUCGUGAGGUUCUCUUAUUAACUUGUUUGUAAAAAUCUUCUUAAAAAUUUCUUUUCAUCGAAUGUAAUGAGUUGGAUAUAUUGAAUUGGAGAAAGCUCUCACAUUCAGCUACCUGUUUGCCUCUAUUUUGUAGACAUGGAAGAAAAUAAGCAACAAAUGUUUUUUUUUGCUGUAAGAAGUGACAUCUUCUUCAUUGAUUGGCUCUGCACUUGUGAAUAGUGACUCGAUCUCAGAUGAGAAGAAAACAAUGGAGACUUCGCUCACAAAGUUCAUUGUUUUCUCUUUGAUUCAAGGUUUCAGAAGAUAUCGUGUGAUUAUAAUUAAAUAUAUCGUAGAUCUUUGAAUCUAUCAAAAAAAUUAGCUGUUUCCAUACAUUAUUUCAAGAUCAUUAAAUAAACAUCAUAAAAUAACAAAAAAAUAUUUCAAUCUGAAAUAGCUCUUUGAUUCCGAUCGAGCGUCAAACAUAUUCAAUGUUGAUGAACGAGAUAAACAAUUAAGACCAUUCCUCUCUCAUAUUUACCAAACAAGGGUAAAAAUUAGCUUAUUUAGCAAAUCAAAUUUCUCUGUCAAGGCUUAUUCUAUAUAUUUGAUGUUCUUUUGUUUGCAAGAACAUGCCAUGAUGCAGUGAAGUAUAGAGCAAUUUUUCUAAUUCUUACUUUUUAAGUGGAGAAAAUGUAUGACAAGUGCAGUGACUCAAACAGCCUCUAAAAAUGUGUGUCUAUUUAUAUCAGUACUUGUAUAUAUAAUAAAAACAACGUUUCGUUUAUAAAAAGGACUCGCUACUGCACUACACCUUGACAUACUUUUUCAAACAAACAAAAAAAGAUAAAAAAUGAGAAUUCACAGGUAAUUUUGAAUUGCGUGAUCAAAAAAAGUAUAAACAGAAAAAACGAAAAACUUUUCCGGUUUUUCUAAAAAUCGCUUGCUGGUCAACGGAAUGACGACAGAAAUCAUCCAAGAUUUAGUCAAAAACAAAAAGGAAAUGCUGAAUAAAAAAUCAUAUAAUUUAUGAAAGAUUAGACCUCGAGCUAUCUUCUCAUGCAAUUAUCUUAUUUUUCAUUUUUUUUGACGAAAAUUGACUUUUUUUCAGGGGGUAGACCUUGAAUAGCUUAAUUUGAUUAUCAUCAAACUACUAAACGGAAUACAUGUAUUUAAUCAAGUAAUCAAAAAAUGUAUUUCAUACAUGUUUGUUCUCAUAUUGAAUGAGCUUUCAAAAAACUCCUACUGACAUUUUUUUACCGUAAGAUAGAAGAAUAUGUAUUCAAAUUUAGAAAAAAAAGACCUAUUCAAUAUGGUAACAAACUGUUUAACAUCUCUUAAAAUAAAAAAAACGGCGAAAAAAAAGUGUGUUUAAUUUAUUCGGUAUCUUAGAUAACAUGAUGUAAUAUGAUUUCAAAUUGAUCACCAUCAUUUGUUAAGUUGAAAAUAAGAAAAUAAUGAGUAAACUUAUUCUUUCUUCUUUGUCUAGUACUUUUAUUUCCUCUCUUUUAUUUGUAAUCGAAUAUGUAUGUAGAGAAACAAUUAAUUUUAAUCAAUAAGUAGUCGUACACAGUUCUUUUUUUCUAUCAAAAUCAUAUCUGCAUUUAAAAGAACAUGUUGAAAUAUUUCGUCAUUAGUCUACUUCUUAUUUCUAGUAAUUACAUUAAAAGAAUCUAUAAAUAAAAUUUGAAUUUAAUUAUUGUUUUUUUUCUUUAGAUAGUAUCUUUCCGACUGAUGCGUUUAUCCGUGUAUGUAAUAAUGGUGCUUAUCUAGCAAAAUGUUACCUUGAAUCGCGCGCUCCAUAUUAUGGGUUUCAAAUUCGUCGUGAUGAUACAGGAUUAUUUCCUGUUGCUCAAUGUUCAACAAUGAAUGUUCCUCCCGCUGCUGUAUGGAAUCGUCUUGAAUGCAAAACACUUGCUUUUAUUGCUGUUUAUAAAAGUAUUUUUAAACAAGAAUUUGCUUCUGCUAUGUUUAAUUAUUGUUAUAAAAUUACUGGAACUACAUUGAAUCCAAAGUGGUCACAAACACAAUGUUAA
Rotaria sp. Silwood2 is the source of this 5442-nucleotide messenger RNA. NCBI's taxonomy places the organism in Eukaryota, Metazoa, Rotifera, Eurotatoria, Philodinida, Philodinidae. The record is from the annotation of a GenBank genome assembly.